AUGACCCUGUCAAGCGAUGCGAAUUUUCAUGCAUCACCCUCAAUUACACGCCACGCGGCCAUGAAUGCUGGAAAUGUGCCGUUGGGAAACAAAACGACUGAGAGUGGUGGUUUGGGUGGGGUUGAGGGCAGUUGUAGCAGCUGUGACACGAGGGAAUUCUCACUGGACAUGAUGAACCGCUACGAGCACAUGAUAGCGCUCUUGACGGCUCAAGCCUUAUCGCAGCAGGAGGAGAUCAAUCAGCUGAAGACAGCCCUCAACGAGGUGGCUAGUCUUCCUGAUGUCAAUGUGGAUGAAAAGCGGUCUUCUGAAAGACCGUCAACACAUAGAAAUGUAUUGAAAAGGCGUGAAUGUAAAAAAGCUGCUGUUGAGAGCACCUCAUUAAAUGACUUGAAAAGAAGUAAAGAACGACAAAAAUUACCAAAGCGAUGGCGGCACCGUGUGGAAGAUCAUACAAUAUUGUUGCUGGAGAAGUACAUGCGGUAUAUGGAUGAGUGCCUAGCGAGGGGGCUUGUGGAGCGGCUUCGACGUGUCACACGCGAGCAUGUGAUACGUUCUCUGGACAAAGAGGUUUUUCGUGUCUUACAAGAGCCUCUGCGUCUUCCGCAAGACGGACAAAUGCCCCUGCGUCAAGCAUCCGAUCAUGACCACCAAAACCACCAGCGUCGCAUGUGUUUCUCUCCAGCGAGAUGUGAAGAAAAAGAGAGUGGGGCAAAAAUGGACCACGUCAUUCCCCCACCACGCACACCGUCGCAUGAAAAAAGCACCUCACAUGAAGUUCCCGUCACUGCGAGAAAGGACGCUAGACGGCCGAGUUCCUUCGAGAAUCCUCCCGUGAGGCUGUGCGAAGUGGGCUGCGGUAGCAAGGCCGAAACUGAGCAGUAUUUGUCUACCAUUUCUACUGAACCAUCCGUGUCGGGGUCAAGUUCAUGGUUUCGUCUUCAUCUGGAUCAAUCUUUGUUGGGGCAACUGCAGCAUAAAGUAAUGUUGCUGGAGGAUCGUCUUGCUGCAGCCGCUUUCUCGGCGUCCUGUCGAAGCGAGUCGUCGUCGUUGUCGUCGUUGUCGCCGCCGUCUGUGGAGAAGACACUUGGCCGCGAUGGCCGCUCCGGCUGGGGUUCUUCUUUGUGGUCUCCGACCAACUCCAGCGGUGCGACCAACGUAAGUGAUGAAAUAAAGGUGCUUCUGGAUAUCUUUGAAGGGCGCCAGCCUGUCAACGUCGUUGAGAAGCUGUUUUUGUGA
Molecule: messenger RNA, 1239 nt
Organism: Trypanosoma cruzi
Lineage: Eukaryota; Euglenozoa; Kinetoplastea; Trypanosomatida; Trypanosomatidae
Exons: 1
Coding region: 1-1239 (412 amino acids)
Source: RefSeq, a predicted model, not a curated record